Blastomyces gilchristii SLH14081 is the source of this 486-nucleotide messenger RNA. RefSeq lists its product as uncharacterized. NCBI's taxonomy places the organism in Eukaryota, Fungi, Ascomycota, Eurotiomycetes, Onygenales, Ajellomycetaceae. The record is from RefSeq and is a predicted model, not a curated record. The coding region runs from base 178 to 348 and encodes 56 amino acids. The transcript has a single exon.
AAAGGAAAAAGGAAAAAGGAAAAAAGGAAAAAAAGACGGUGGCCAAAUCCUGAAACGGCAGACCAACUUCUUACGCUGAAUACUUUACUUUACUUCUUCUUUCCCCCCCGCCAACAACUCACAGACGAGACGAGAACAAGCAAUGACGACGGCCAAGUCCUGCUCUGGAUAAUCAUAAUGAUAGCCAUGACGAUCAUCUAUCUUGAAACACGCGCAUUCCAACCCUCUGCUGCCCGGAGUAACACGCUCUCUGCCAAAUCAAGGCGGUUGGUUAUGCCGCCCCUGAAUCCCUGUGUCCCUGAUACACGGCCUCCCAGGCAUCCACUACCAUCCAAGACGAGGACAUAGAUACAUAGACUCCUCGUAUAGGAGAACACCUCAGGAACCGUCAACCACCUCUACGGCAGUCUCUUCAACCUCAAUUCAAACCACACACACACACAGAGAGAGAGAGAGACAGACACACACACACACACACACACACAC